AUGCUGCUGGGAAAAUAUGAAAGCUCUCCUGUUGUCACUUUUGAUGUAAUUAUAGGCAGCGAAGGUAAGGGGGCGUGUGAAGGGCAGGAAGGUUGUUAUGAUGCACAUGCUCCUACUGGGACUUUUAUCCACAAGGAAAAUGUUACUGCUAAAAGAGAUCAAGGAUGUAAAUCCAACUGUGGAAAACUCCACUUUAAGUCAGUACCAUUGGCAGAAAAAUAUAUUUUUGUAAGCAAAGACCCAUGUUAUUUAUUGAAACAUAGAUCUUCUCUGAAAGGAAAUUUGGAAAAUCAGGAUGAUCCUAUAGACUCUACUACAAAUGAUGAUGCAAAAGAUGAAUGUAUGCUUGGACGAAACAUUCAUUCAAACAUUUAUGAACACCAGAGGUUUCAAAAUGGGGGGAAACCCCCCCAAAGUGAUCAAAUCGGGAGAUCUAAUAGCAAGGGUUCAUCAAUCUUUAACCAACAAAUAUUUCCUCAUUGUUCUGACAUCCCUAAUGUUGACACUAAUGGGGGGGUCUUGAUCCAACCAUCAUUAAUCAAUGGGUGUGAUAAUAUAGUUAAUAUAGACCAACAUGCCAUGUGUACUAAAGUGAGCAAGGCCUUCAGCAAGAGCUGUGUAUUCAGUGAUUAUAAGAGUAUACACACUGGAACAAGAAGUGAUGCCUGUAUUGAAUCUCAGACUAACUUUGACCCAGACUCAAAUCUCAUGAAAUUUCAGGGAACUCAAUUUUCAGAGAAGCAGUCAGUAAGAAAUAAACAUGGGAAGUUCAUUUCUCAAAGCUCAUAUCUCACUACAUAUCAGAGAAUUUGUAUUGGAGAGAAAGCUUGCCAUUUUCGUGAGUGUGGCAAAGUUUUUAGCCAGGCUUCAAGAGUUACUCAAUAUCAACAUCAUCCUACCAGGAAGGAAGGAUGCAAGUGUGAAGAAUGUGCAAAAGUCUGUAAUCAGUCAUUAAAUCUACGAAGAGAUACGAAAAAACCAACUGGAGGGAAACCUGACAAAUGUGAAGAAUCUACAUGGCAUUCAGCCUUUACUAGACAUCAUGUAAUUCAUACUGCAGAGAAGCCUCACAAAUGUACAGAAUGUGGCAAAGCCUUUAGACGGCGUGCAUGUCUUUCUGAGCAUCAGAGAAUUCAUAUUGCAGAGAAGCCUUACAAAUGUACAGAAUGUGGCAAAGCCUUUAGAUGGCGAUCGCAUCUUUUUGAGCAUCAGAGAAUUCAUACUGCAGAGAAGACUUAUAAAUGUACAGAAUGUGGUAAAUCCUUUCCUUGUCAUUCUCAUCUUACUCAGCAUCUGGGUUCUCAUUCUGGAGAGAAGCCACACAAAUGUACAGAAUGUGGCAAAGCCUUUAAUCGCCAUUCUCAUCUUACUGAGCAUCUGAGAUGUCAUACUGGAGAGAAGCCUCACAAAUGUACAGAGUGUGGCAAAGCCUUUAAUCGGCAUUCUCAUCUUACUCAGCAUCUGAAUUCUCAUGCUGGAGCGAAGCCUUACAGAUGUGCAGAAUGUGGUAAAGCCUUUAAUCGGCAUUCAUCUCUUUCUCAGCAUCUGAGAUCUCAUACUGGAGAGAAGCCUCACAAAUGUAAGGAAUGUGGGAAAGCCUUUCAUUGGCCUUCAUCUCUUACUCGGCAUCUGAGUUCUCAUACUGGAGAAAAGCCUCACAAAUGUACGGAAUGUGGGAAAGCCUUUAAUCGCCAUUCUCAUCUUACUGAGCAUCAGAGAUCUCAUACUGGAGAGAAGCCUCACAAAUGUACAGAAUGUGGCAAAGCCUUUAAUCGGCAUUCUCAUCUUACUCAGCAUCUGAAUUCUCAUGCUGGAGUGAAGCCUUACAGAUGUGCAGAAUGUGAUAAAGCCUUUAAUCGGCAUUCAUCUCUUACUCAGCAUCUGAGAUCUCAUACUGGUGAGAAGCCUCACAAAUGUACAGAAUGUGGCAAAGCCUUUAAUCAGCAUUCUCAUCUUACUCAGCAUCUGAGUUCUCAUACUGGAAAGAAGCCUCACAAAUGUACAGAAUGUGGCAAAGCCUUUCAUUCACCUUCAUCUCUUACUCGGCAUCUGAGUUCUCAUACUGGUGAGAAGCCUCACAAAUGUACAGAAUGUGGCAAAGCCUUUAAUCGGCAUUCACAUCUUACUGAGCAUCAGAGAUCUCAUACUGGAGAGAAGCCUCACAAAUGUACAGAGUGUGGAAAAGCCUUUAAUCGCCAUUCUCAUCUUACUGAGCAUCUGAAUUCUCAUGCUGGAGUGAAGCCUUACAGAUGUACAGAAUGUGGCAAAGCUUUUAAACGGCAUUCUCAUCUUACUCAGCAUCUGAGUUCUCAUACUGGUGAGAAGCCUCACAAAUGUACAGAAUGUGGCAAAGCCUUUAAUUGGCAUUCAUCUCUUACUCAGCAUCUGAGUUCUCAUACUGGAGAGAAGCCUUAUGAAUGUAAGGAAUGUGGGAAAGCCUUUCAUUCGCCUUCAUCUCUUACUCGGCAUCUGAGUUCUCAUACUGGAGAGAAGCUUCACAAAUGUACAGAAUGUGGGAAAUCCUUUCAUUGGCAUUCAUCUCUUAUUCGGCAUCUGAGUUCUCAUACUGGAGAGAAGCCUCACAAAUGUACAGAAUGUGGCAAAGCCUUUAAUCGCCAUUCUUAUCUUACUGAGCAUCUGAAUUCUCAUGCUGAAGUGAAGCCUUACAGAUGUACAGAAUGUGGUAAAGCCUUUAAUCGCCAUUCUCAUCUUACUGAGCAUCUGAGUUCUCAUACUGGAGAGAAGCCUCACAAAUGUACAGAAUGUGGGAAAUUCUUUCAUUGGCAUUCUCAACUUACUCAGCAUCUGAGAUCUCAUACUGGAGAGAAGCCUCACAAAUGUACGGAAUGUGGGAAAGCUUUUCAUUGGCCUUCAUCUCUUACUCGGCAUCUGAGUUCUCAUACUGGAGAGAAGCCUCACAAAUGUACAGAAUGUGGCAAAGCCUUUAAUCAGCAUUCUCAUCUUACUCAGCAUCUGAAUUCUCAUGCUGGAGUGAAUCCUCACAAAUGUAUAGAAUGUGGCAAAGCUUUUAAUCAACAUUCAUCUCUUACUCAGCAUCUGAGAUCUCAUACUGGAGUGAAGCCCUACAAAUGUACAGAAUGUGGCAAAGCCUUUAAUCGCCAUUCUCAUCUUACUGAGCAUCUGCGAUCUCAUACUGGAGAGAAGCCUCACAAAUGUACAGAGUGUGGAAAAGCCUUUAAUCGCCAUUCUCAUCUUACCGAGCAUCUGAAUUCUCAUGCUGGAGUGAAGCCUUACAGAUGUACAGAAUGUGGCAAAGCUUUUAAUUGGCAUUCUCAUCUAACUCGGCAUCAGAGAUCUCAUUCUGGAGAGAAGUCUUAAAAAUGUACAGAAUGUGGCAAAGCCUUUGGUCAGCAGUCAGGUUUUAAUCAGUAUUGGUGACCUCACACUGGAGAGAAGCCUUACAAAUGUACAGACUAUGACAAAACUUUUAAGUGCCAUGCAAGCCUUACUCAGCAUCAGGGUAUCCAUCCUGGGUCAAAACCAUACAAUUGUAAUCAAUGUGACAAAGCCUUUAAACAGCAUUCAGUACUUUCUAGAUAUCAGGAAAUACAUACUGGGGAAAAACUUUACCGAUGUGGAGGGAAAUCUUGCCAGUGUAAUAUGUGA
Messenger RNA from Phacochoerus africanus (Common warthog), 3627 nucleotides. RefSeq names its product zinc finger protein 11-like. NCBI's taxonomy places the organism in Eukaryota, Metazoa, Chordata, Mammalia, Artiodactyla, Suidae. The record is from RefSeq and is a predicted model, not a curated record. Gene Ontology annotation, biological process: regulation of transcription by RNA polymerase II. Gene Ontology annotation, molecular function: DNA-binding transcription factor activity, RNA polymerase II-specific; RNA polymerase II cis-regulatory region sequence-specific DNA binding.